UGGCUGGUGUAGCGAAGGACUUGCAGUCUGAAGAUGUCCACAGAGGCGAGGAAAAGGAUGAUAAAGAGUUGUUAUCGUGUGCUCGUCACGUUCCUUAUGUCUCCAGGAAGUCGUUUGAUUACUUUCAUUUCUUACUAUCAGUCCAUCGACCACUCAUCAAAAUAUCCAGGGAUAAGAUGAAGAUGAUUUCUGGGAGAUUCAAUGGGUCAGUGAAAGAAAGUCUGUCAUCUCGUUUCCACUCAAUGAGGGCACUGCUCAGGUGCACGACAGUUGUACAGGCAUCUGCCAUUCACGGACGAGGUCUGUUUGCACUGAGGGGCUUGGAGGCUGGAGAGAUGGUGAUUGAAUAUUGCGGAGAACUCAUCAGGCCGGUGCUGACUGAUGCCAGGGAAAAGUUGUAUGAGGCUAAAAAUAUCGGAUGCUACAUGUUUAAGAUAGAUGAAUUGAACGUGGUGGAUGCCACAAUGAAAGGUAACUCGGCUCGAUUCAUCAACCACUCCUGCGAACCCAACUGUUACUCCAGGGUCUGCCAGAUUGAAGGCAGGAAGAGAAUCAUCAUCUGCACGUCAAGGUACAUACGGAGGGGGGAGGAGCUGACGUACAACUACAAAUUCCCCAUUGAGGAGAACAAAAUCAUCUGCAGGUGUCAGAGUAAGAAGUGUAAAGGCUAUAUGAAUUGAAUUGUGCUGGUUGUGGUAGGCUUGUGCGAUCGUAUCACUCAAUGAUCAACAGUUGAAAGACUGACAGAUGUUUUGUAUUCUUAGUUACUGCAGUGUUUUUGUUUUUUGUCAAAAUUUCUGUUGUUUUAAAAUUGUAAGCAGGACGAAGUGUAAGUUAGUGCCAUACAAUGAAAUGAUAGGCUUCUUCAUAAAUUGCUUUUUUGC
Helobdella robusta is the source of this 884-nucleotide messenger RNA. RefSeq lists its product as hypothetical. The coding region runs from base 177 to 680 and encodes 167 amino acids. Gene Ontology annotation, biological process: positive regulation of DNA-templated transcription. Gene Ontology annotation, cellular component: histone methyltransferase complex. Gene Ontology annotation, molecular function: histone H3K4 methyltransferase activity; protein binding. The transcript has 4 exons. The record is from RefSeq and is a predicted model, not a curated record. Lineage: Eukaryota; Metazoa; Annelida; Clitellata; Rhynchobdellida; Glossiphoniidae.